Ipomoea triloba (trilobed morning glory) is the source of this 835-nucleotide messenger RNA. RefSeq names its product LOB domain-containing protein 12-like. The transcript has 2 exons. The record is from RefSeq and is a predicted model, not a curated record. NCBI's taxonomy places the organism in Eukaryota, Viridiplantae, Streptophyta, Magnoliopsida, Solanales, Convolvulaceae. Bases 356 to 835 code for a protein of 159 amino acids.
GGCCAUAUCAUUCCCUGAUGGAAAUUGGAAGCAAACAUAUACAGUUACUAGGAGGCCGUUCAAUCUCUGGGGCCUUCCAUUUUGUUCAAACCAAAUUAAUUGUGAAAACGACAGAGAAAAGAGAUACCAAAUCCCACCAAUAGGAUCACAAAUCCCAGCUAUUGGGUUGUCUUCAACUUGCCCAAGAUUUUUUUAUUUUUAGAUAUUUCUACUGAUUAAGUGUAGGAGUCUCUGGACUCUUUGUUCACCUGGCUAGCUAGCUAGCUUGCUGAAGUGUACAGAACAGAAACUUGUGAGUAUAUAUAACUUCAGGUAUUGUUAGUUUCUGCAUUAAUUAUCUUGCAUAACAAAUUAAAUGAUGAGUUCUUCUAGUAACAAGAACAGCAUGCCAUGCGCUGCAUGCAAGCUUUUACGUCGACGGUGCACCAAAUAUUGCAUUUUCUUGCCCUACUUUCCCCCCACUCACCCGGAGAGGUUUGCUGCUGUUCAUCAGAUCUUUGGUGCCAGCAACAUCACCAAGAUGUUGCAGGAAGUGCCUGUUGACAGUAGAGCAGAUGCAGUGAUGAGCAUGGUGUAUGAAGCCACAGCAAGGCUGAGGGACCCUAUCUAUGGCUGCGUCGGCCUCAUUUCUGUCCUGCAAAAGAACGUUUUCGAGUUGCAAUCCAAGCUAAACGAAUCAGUUGCAGAGACAAUGGCCCUCAAAACCCAGCUCUCCAGUGUCCUCUCAGCAAGCCUCCUCUAUGAUCCUGCACUUCCAGACACCAUGCUUCUAACAUCUGACCUAUCAAACUCAUCACUAGCCACUGAGUUCCUCAAUCCCGAGCCUUACAUCUAG